CGCUGCUCGACCCAGGCGGGGUUCCAGAGGAAGACGACGAUUGGGACGUCGAAUUGGGGGACUUUGACAAUGAACCUCUGGGCGACGACGAAGACGGCGACGAGGACGGCGGGGAAGGAGACGAGGAUGGAGAAGCAGCGCCAAGAACUCCUGACGUGGGCAGCGGCCCAAAAAAGAGGCCUACCGCUCUUCAUUCGGGCAGGAUCCAAGCAGCCGGCCAUGUAGCAUAUUCCCUGGAAUAUGUUCGGUCCCCCAGGCUGCGGAAAGCCAUCCAACGCACCGUCCAGAACUACCAAAAAUCGUUUGCCUAAGAUGCUGCCGAGCACUCCUUGCCCAUGCCGGAGACGCUCGGUUUUGACCAAUACCACGACAUGCACAUGCCAGAGGAGCAAUCCGACAUCGAGCAAGGAGUCUUGCGAGCGAAGCCGGCCAUGAGUGGCAAGCUCGCUGGGGCCAUGAAGCGGCCUGCGGCCGUGUCUAAGAAACCAGCGGGGAAGGGCCAAGAGUUCGAGCUGCCAGCUGGCUGGUGGACGUCCUCCAAGAUCCGCAAAACAGGGGAUUCAGCAGGCAAGACUGAUUAUUAUUGGCAUUCUCCAGGUGGGAAGGUGUUCGACAGCAUUCCUGCAGUGAGGAGGCACUUAGAGGCCAGCUGAGUCGGCGCUCGGGUUUCGGAGUCCCUUUGAAAGCACAGCGAGCGGAUGGCCGCGCGUUCUCCCCGCGCGAAAGAUUGCGCGCGCCC
Messenger RNA from Prorocentrum cordatum, 739 nucleotides. The record is from the annotation of a GenBank genome assembly. Lineage: Eukaryota; Dinophyceae; Prorocentrales; Prorocentraceae.